Caenorhabditis auriculariae is the source of this 753-nucleotide messenger RNA. Lineage: Eukaryota; Metazoa; Nematoda; Chromadorea; Rhabditida; Rhabditidae. The record is from the annotation of a GenBank genome assembly.
AUGGUGCUCGAAUGCGGGCGUCCAUCUUUCUCGUUGGCUUCGGAAGAGGAGGAAAAAUACAAGUAAGACUUGAAACCUUUAACGGAACUAGAAGGAGAGCGACAACUCAUCGUUUUUAUUUCAGAUAUCCUUGUCGGGAUGCUGCGCGAGAAAGAGCCCGACAACGACAAAGUGUCGUGGUCGCGGGAGCUGUUGGGGGCAUCGAAUUCUCGAUGUCUCCUCGCUACGUGUUCUCGUCGGGCAAAGGAUCUGACAACGAUGUUCGUCGGGAUGGUGAUUCGUCACCAUCAACAGUGCACAAAAGUGAGUUCUUGUUGGGUUCGGUAGUUAAAAAAGUAGAGAUCAAUAAACUUGAAGUUAAAAAGAGGCUUAAUGUAAAACUUUUUUCCAGAUAGGUUGGUCGAGAUAGUGAUCUCACCGCACAAAGCUUCGUGAAGGCGGUGAAAUUCGUCCUCGAAAGAUGUGGACAGCUUCCGCGCAUCGUAAUCCAUCGCUCGGGAUUCAACGAUGAGAAGCUAGCGAAGUGAGUCUUUUAGCAUUGAACAUAAAGACAAAUAAAGCAUUCAAAAAAAGCUUUCACUUUCUCGUCUCCAAACAAUGUAUCAACUAUAACACAGCUGAAUUGCCUUCUUUCUCAAUAUUUAUGCAUUCAGGCGUCCACUUCGACCGCCAUCGCCAAAGCUCUCAGGGACGAGAACAAGCCCCGGGUUCAUGGCUCCCAAUUUCAACGUCAUAGAAACAUCGUUCUGGUGA